Emiliania huxleyi CCMP1516 is the source of this 1153-nucleotide messenger RNA. RefSeq lists its product as hypothetical. Lineage: Eukaryota; Haptophyta; Isochrysidales; Noelaerhabdaceae. Gene Ontology annotation, biological process: chromatin organization. Gene Ontology annotation, cellular component: histone deacetylase complex. The transcript is spliced from 6 exons. The record is from RefSeq and is a predicted model, not a curated record. The annotation marks the transcript as partial. Gene Ontology annotation, molecular function: histone deacetylase activity.
AAAAGGGAAAUCUUAUGCAUGCUCAUGUGCAUGAACGCCAUACCGCAGCGCCAACCGGCAGCUGUAGUCUAACCUCAGGUGCAUCGCUAGAACAGGAGGUGCGAGCAGCGGUGGGUUCUCGCGAGCAAGCAGCGGUGGGAAGCGGAGCAGCGGAUGGUGGCGGAGGCGGCGAAGUAGUACAGCCGGCCCAGCCUGUACAGCCGCUCCCACCACCACAGCCAUCGACCGUGUUGGCGGCCACAGCCACCGCCGCCGCCACUGCCGCACCUUUCGCCGAAGGACUAGCCUCAACAGCAAUAGCGCCUGUCGCCGCCGCGGCCGCAGCCGCCACACCACCGCCGCCACCGCCAGGACCGGCCGCCGCCUUGGCGGAGCAGGACGCCGCUGAGGGACAAUCGGCGGCCGAUGGGGCCGCAAUGGCUGCGGCGUCGGGAGAAGGAGGCAGGGGGCGGGACGUAUCGCCGGCGGGCCGUGCAGAGUCAUUGCCACCGCCUACAGCCACUCCUGCACCGGACGAUCGGGCGUUGGCAGAGCAGGGCGGCGGUGGCGGCGGCCGCGUCGCCUUUUACUACGCCGCGGGGGUCGGGCACUCUCCGGCGCCGCGCGACCGGCGGCGGAUGAUUGAGGUGGCGGAGCGGGUGACCGAGGCGUACGACGCGCUCAGCGCCGCGGGGCUCGUGCAGCGCUGUGAGCGGCAGGAGGCGCGGUUGGCGAGCGACGAGGAGUUGCGCCGCGUGCACCGGCAAGAGCAUCUGGAGCAGGUUGCGAUCCUCGACUGGGACGUCCAUCACGGCAACGGCACGCAGGAGAUCUUCUACGAGGAGUCGCCGGAGUGCUGUGCGAGGCGGUGUCGUGACCCGACGCGAUACCCCGCCGCCUCCGACGGCGACUACCGCGCCGCGUUGGACGUGCUGCUGCUGCCGAUCAUGCGCGCUUUCGACCCGGCCCUCGUGCUGGUCUCUGCUGGCUUUGACGCCGCCGCCGGCGAGUCCUUCAAGCUGGCGCUCUCUCCGGCCCUCUUCGCGCACAUGACGCAGGAGCUGACUCGGCUGCCGGCCGCUCCGCCGCUCGUCGUCGCCCUCGAGGGCGGGUACCACGGCCCUUCGGUGGGCGCGUGCUGCGCCGCGGUGCUGCGCGUGCUGCUGGGGGAGGA